GCAGAGUCUCUUCCAAUAGGACCUCGUUUGUUUGACGUCUCGUCCGAAGGUCGGAGCACAAGGAGGUGAAGCGACUCCAUCAGGGUCACACGCACACAGCGAGUCGGAGGCUCAGCCGGGAUUUGAACCUCCUGGUAUCAAGACCCCCCCUUUCUCUAACCUCUGGGACCGGCCAGUCUCGUGUGAUGUUAAAAUGCCUCUCCUCUCUCUCUCUGGCUCUCCUCCUCCUCUCCUCUAUCUCUUGCAACCAAAUAUUUCCCAACAGCUUUUGAAGAAGUUGCGACACGCAAAGGAAACACGGCCACCUCAAAGUAAAGGGAAGUCACUCGGAGAACCGAAUUUAGAAAAAAUAACGAUAACAGGAACUCCUAAGUUACAAAGACAGAUUUCUGCCUGCUCUCUUCACUGGGUCUGUUGCUCAACGUCAAACAAACGAGGUCCUAUUGGAAGAGACUCUGCAGCAGCAGCAGUUGUUGGUGAUGCAGAGUUCACCCCCCCAGUCUCUGGAAGUCUCUUUGGGAGAAAAGCCUCCGCUGAUCGACUCGUUAAUAAUAUUAAUAAUAAUAAUAAUAUCUAAUACUGGGAUUGGUGAAGCUCAGUCGUGCUCAGAAGGAAACGCAGCGACAGUGAGAAUGUCUCCCAGCGCCUUGGCGAGAUUAUUCCCUCUUUUCCUGCUGGCUUUGAGAAUGAAAGCAGGUGUUGCCGUGGUUACACUGGAACUCGGCGACCCGGUUCGGGUGGCGCUGUCAGGAGACACCGUGGUUCUGAACUGCGCAGUCCACUUCCCCCCCAACUCCACCGGCGGGACUGUGGGGGUGUAUCGCGUGGCGCCGGCCGGGGGACAAAGCCUAAUCAGCGAAGAGAGCAAGUACCAGGCCACAGGCACGGAGAGCAAGACAGAGACAAAGAGGGUCGACUUCAUCGCACACAACGCAUCGUACACGGGGUACUAUCACUGCCGCUACACCAGCGAGCAGGAGCGAGUCCAGAGAUCCUGCUUCCUGCUCGUCAGAGAUCAGGGGUACACAGAGCCCCCGUCCUCCUUUAAGGUUGUUGUCGCUCUGUUCGUUAUCAGCAUCAUCUUCCUGGUCUUCAGUGUGUCUGGAACUGGGGUCCUGCUGUGGAAGAGAAGGGUCUGUGCCUGUUCUGAGACUGAAGAGAGAAAGACAGAGAGACACACAGAGACAGAGAGAGACACAGCGAGAGACACCAAGAGAGUCUCAAAGAGACUAGUGUGUUUCACUGUCCUUGGGUUUGGGAGGUAG
Molecule: messenger RNA, 1265 nt
Organism: Polyodon spathula (Mississippi paddlefish)
Lineage: Eukaryota; Metazoa; Chordata; Actinopteri; Acipenseriformes; Polyodontidae
Product: NFAT activation molecule 1-like
Exons: 4
Coding region: 480-1265 (261 amino acids)
Biological process (GO): regulation of B cell differentiation; positive regulation of cytokine production; positive regulation of B cell receptor signaling pathway
Cellular component (GO): membrane raft
Molecular function (GO): transmembrane signaling receptor activity
Source: RefSeq, a predicted model, not a curated record